GCUACAACACUAUCCACAGUAUGCAGAAGAUACAUGAGCAGUCCAGCAACAACCAAGCUGUUCAUAAAWGGGGAAUUUCUUGAAUCAAAGACUUCAAAGUGGAUUGACCUUCACAAUCCUGCAACAAAUGAAGUUGUAACAAGAGUACCAGAGGCUACUCAGGAUGAAAUGGAGGCUGCUGUUAAUGCUGCUGCAAAUGCUUUUCCAUCCUGGUCAGAAACGUCCAUCUUGGCUCGUCAGCAAGUCAUGUUCAAGCUUCAACAACUUAUCAAAGAAAAUAUGGGAGAACUUGCUAAGAGCAUUACCUUAGAACAAGGGAAAACACUUCCUGAUGCUGAAGGGGAUGUAACUAGAGGCCUACAGGUUGUUGAACAUGCCUGCUCCAUUACCUCUCUCCAAAUGGGUGAGACAAUGCAGUCAGUAACUAAAGAUAUGGACACAUAUUCCUACCGUACUCCACUUGGUGUUUGUGCAGGAAUAACUCCUUUCAACUUUCCUGCUAUGAUUCCUUUGUGGAUGUUYCCUGUGGCCCUGGUAUGUGGCAAUACCUAUGUUAUCAAACCAUCAGAGAGAGACCCAGGGGCAUGUAUGAUGCUGGUAAAGAUGGCGCAGGAUGCUGGAGUACCCGAUGGUGUUCUCAAUGUUAUCCAUGGAGCAAGAGAUGCUGUUAGAUUCAUUUGUGAUGAUCCAACCAUCAGAGCAAUAUCUUUUGUUGGGUCCGACCAAGCUGGCAAAUUUAUAUAUGAACGCGGAUCAAUGAAUGGAAAGCGUGUCCAGAGCAACAUGGGAGCCAAGAACCAUGGUGUCAUCAUGCCUGAUGCMAGUAAAGAGAGUACAAUAAAUCAGCUUGUAGGUGCUGCUUUUGGUGCAGCAGGUCAGAGAUGCAUGGCUUUGUCGACUGCCAUCUUUGUUGGAGAAACAAAGGAGUGGAUUCCUGAGAUUGUUGAGAAGGCCAGGCAACUCAAAGUCAAUGCAGGUGAUCAACCAGGUACAGAUCUUGGUCCAGUUAUUUCWCCUCAGUCUAAGAAGAGAAUCUGUGACAUAGUACAAACUGGAGUUGAUCAAGGAGCUAGUCUGGAUCUUGAUGGGCGAGAUAUUGUUGUCCCAGGUUAUGAAAAUGGCAACUUUGUUGGGCCGACAGUUCUGUCCAAAGUCAACCCUGACAUGACAUGUUAUACGGAAGAAAUCUUUGGGCCUGUCUUAGUCGCCAUGGAAGUUGAUACCAUGGAUGAAGCCAUCGAUAUUAUCAAUAAAAAUCCUUAUGGCAACGGAACAGCUAUCUUCACCAACUCUGGUGCCAUCGCAAGAAAGUUCCAACAAAAGGCAGACGUAGGACAGAUUGGUGUCAACGUACCUAUCCCUGUACCACUACCAUUCUUCUCCUUCACUGGCUCCCGUGGUUCAUUCCUUGGAGAUGCCCACUUCUAUGGGAAACACGGUGUCAACUUCUACACAGGAGUAAAGACAAUCACUAGUUUAUGGAGGGAUGAAGAUGCCAAGCCACAAAAGCUGCAGGCUGCUUUCCCACAAAUCAAUAAAUAAGCAAAUAUUCUAAGUCCGAAGUCCACUUAGAUGCACAGCUGAAAAGAAUGGUAAACGGAAUGGUGUUAAAUGGAACUGAAUGAGUACAUGGGUAACCUUUGGGUUAUUCGUCCGAAAAUAAUAUAUGACUUGAAAAAUGUGGCCCUGGUAUUUUUUUUACUCGUAUGUAAUAUCUAAUUUAAUUCAUAUGCAUUAAACUAUCGACUUGUCUUAUAA
Molecule: messenger RNA, 1758 nt
Organism: Exaiptasia diaphana
Lineage: Eukaryota; Metazoa; Cnidaria; Anthozoa; Actiniaria; Aiptasiidae
Product: methylmalonate-semialdehyde dehydrogenase [acylating], mitochondrial
Biological process (GO): L-valine catabolic process; thymine catabolic process
Cellular component (GO): mitochondrion
Molecular function (GO): malonate-semialdehyde dehydrogenase (acetylating, [NAD(P)+]) activity; methylmalonate-semialdehyde dehydrogenase (acylating, NAD+) activity
Source: RefSeq, a predicted model, not a curated record